UCCGCGGGCUGUCCUCCCAAAUCCUCCCGAACAAACGCUUAAAAAUGGACUGUGAGCAAAGAAAUCUACCACACAACAGGAAUAUUACACAACAGGAACGGUUGUACAGAAGAGAGGAGGCACUCAGUGGGCUGGGCGCCGUCAUCCAAGCCUUUAAAGCAUUCCCCACCCGAGACAGCACGCAGUAAACAAGAAAUUUCAACUUACAGGGAGCACGGGUUGUUUUCAAAACCUGAUUUCAGCGUUUCAUUUUUACAAAUUAGCGCAUUUUGUGGGCGACUCUUCUCCCACCCCUCCCCAGACGAUCACCGAGAAGAGUCUUCAUCAUCAGUGAACAUGGGUGACGAACCAACUACUGAGUCAAAACUAUCAUUGGAAAGUGACUCACAGGAGCACGAUGUGGAGACCCCACACGGCAAGCUCCACUGCACCAUAAAGGGGGUCCCAAAAGGGAAUCGACCUAUUAUCCUGACCUUCCACGACAUUGGACUGAACCACAAAUCGUGCUUCAACCCCCUGUUCAACCAUGAGGACAUGCAGGAGAUCAUGCGGCACUUCGCAGUGUGCCACGUGGAUGCCCCCGGGCAGCAGGAGGGCGCCACCACCCUCUCCACUGGGUACAAUUACCCCUCCAUGGAUCAGCUGUCUGAGGCUCUUCCCUGCGUCCUCAAGCAUUUCGGCCUGAGGAGUGUCAUUGGAAUAGCAGUUGGCGCUGGAGCCUACAUCCUGGCUAAAUUUGCUCUGGAGCACCCAGACAUGGUGGAGGGUUUGGUUCUCAUCAACAUUAAUGCCUGCGCGGAAGGCUGGAUGGACUGGGCUGCACACAAGAUCACUGGCUGGACCCAAGCUUUGCCAGACAUGGUCAUCACUCAUCUGUUUGGGAAGGAGGAAAUCCACAACAACCACAACCUGAUCCAGACAUUCCGUCACCACAUCACCAAUGACAUUAACCAGACCAACCUGCAGCACUUUGUCAAGUCGUACAACAGCCGGAGAGAUCUGGAGAUCGAGCGACCAGUCCACGGAGGGAAUGCUAAUGUGAAAACUCUGCAGUGCCCUGCUCUGCUGGUGGUAGGAGACAGCUCACCUGCGGUGGAUGCUGUGGUGGACUGCAAUUCCAAACUGAACCCCACAAAGACCACACUGCUCAAGAUGGCAGACUGUGGUGGCCUUCCCCAGGUGGAUCAGCCUGGAAAACUGACCGAGGCCCUCAAGUACUUCAUCCAGGGCAUGGGCUAUAUGCCUGCUGCUAGCAUGACCAGGCUGGUGCGCUCCCGCACGGCCUCCGGCUCCAGCAUCACCUCCGGCGAGGGGAGCCGAAGCCGCUCUCACACCCACGAGGGCAACCGCAGCCGUGCCCACACCACCGAGGACCAGCGGGGCCGCUCCCACACCGACGUCUCCAUGGAGAGCAGCCCCGUCGUCGUGGACCGGGCCAUGCCCAAGGCUAGUGAGGUGUCCUGCUAGAGCCCCGCCCCCGCCCCGCCCCGCCUCACCCCUGCCCGCUGGCUCUCCCUGCCUGUGUCAACAUGCUACUGAUACUGAACCCAGGACUCUAUGCUGCAGCUGCACUGUCCGAAUAUCCCCCCCAGGUCCUCUCCUCCCAGUGCACUGGAAAGAUCAGGAGGACGGUCUUGUUUAUCUGUUACUCUUUUUUAUAU
This is a messenger RNA of Megalops cyprinoides (Indo-Pacific tarpon), 1661 nucleotides long. It is a transcript of the gene ndrg1b, whose product is annotated as N-myc downstream regulated 1b. The record is from RefSeq and is a predicted model, not a curated record. Gene Ontology annotation, biological process: signal transduction. Bases 337 to 1467 code for a protein of 376 amino acids. Gene Ontology annotation, cellular component: cytoplasm. NCBI's taxonomy places the organism in Eukaryota, Metazoa, Chordata, Actinopteri, Elopiformes, Megalopidae. The transcript is spliced from 15 exons.